GAGAAAAGUCACUUGGUUGUUGUGGUGCUGCUGCUGCUCUGCCGAAUGACCGACACAGUGAAGGACGCCAGUGACAAACUUCAGAUCCGCUUCAACUUUUUUACGCUCUUCUGGACUUCUUGAAAUACAUCCAACGUGAUUUCUUCCACUGCCAUCGUCGUUAUUUCUCCGACCAAGCGACUUUUGUUUUAAGAUCAAGUUUUCGCGGUAUUUUUGUGCGCUCGUGGAGAGAAUGGCGGCGAUCAAGGCUCUGCAGCAGUGGUGUAAGAUUCAAUGCGAAGGCUACAGAGAUGUGACCGUCAGCAACAUGACAACAUCAUUCAGAGAUGGACUGGCCUUCUGCGCUCUUAUUCACAAAUUCAGACCAGACCUCAUAAACUUUGAGUCUCUCUCCAAGGACAAUGUGUAUUACAACAACCACUUGGCGUUCCGUGUGGCUGAGGAACAUCUGGGAAUUCCAGCUCUUCUGGAUGCAGAAGACAUGGUGGCUUUGCCUGUCCCGGACCGACUCAGCAUCCUCACAUAUGUCUCACAAUACUACAAUUACUUCAAUGGUCGCUCGCCAAUCGGGGGAGUGGGAGGAGGUGUCAAGCGCCACGCAGAGGUCUCAAAGGAGGUGCCAUCAGAGAAGAAGAAUCUGCCUGUGGUUGCCAAAAAUCACAAUUUCAAAACAAAUACAGAGAAUCAUCCUCCUAAAACCGAAAUGCCAAAAAAUGUCAGAGACAACCAUCCUCAGUCUCUUAACAUCCACACAACCACUCCAGAGAAGCACGCUCCAGCUACUCCAGCACGGCAAGCUGGCACUGAAUGGCACAAACGUCCAGGGACAAAAUGUGUGCAGACACUGGUCACGGCACUCAGGGCAGGAUCUCCACAGUCACAUAGAGAUGCUGAGAAGAAAACCAUUUUGGUGGAGACGUCCAAUAAAAGCAGCACUCUUAAAAGUGAAUGUACAGUAUGUGGAAAUCAUGUACAUCUGGUCCAGAGACACCUGGUGGAUGGCAAACUUUACCAUCGGAACUGCUUUAAAUGUAGCGUAUGCUAUGGCACGUUGAAAUCUGGUGCAUUUAAAUUGGAAGUGGACCCCGGAUCGCUGGUCUGCAGCGUUCACCAACAUGCACAAACUGCCUUCAACCCCACUGUGAAACCUUUUAAGAACAGCGGCGUAACGCUUUCAGAGCCGACACCCAAAUCAGAGACUGCUGGUCAGCCAUCAUCUCAGCGCUUCACCUCAUUAUCUACACCCAUCAUGCCUGUGCCCAGACCAGCAAACCUCCGUACAGCCACACAGUCAUGGACCGCCUCCGCACAAAGGACUCAGGCGGCCCGGCAGAAGUUCUUCCAGUCCUGUGGCUCGGCAGCAGAUCAUCGCCCGACCGCGAGACAGCCCUCAGAAAUCUCCACUGAUCAGAAUGCCGGUCUGAAGGUGGUGGACCAAGACGGAACAAAUGCCCCGAUCAACAGGAAACUACCUGAAGGAAACCGCAAUAAUAACAAUGCACUGAAUUCUGAUACAGGAACACCGAGGCAGCUAAUCACUUCUGAUUCCUCCAGCUGGAGGCAGGAGUUACACAGCAGAGGUGUGAGAGAAAUGAAGUCAAAUCAGGCCGCUCCAUCCUCCCCUGCUAUCAGCUGCAGCCUCAGCACCAAGGAAUCCCUCUACCGCAGUGCCAUCAGCAAAGAGCGCACCAGACCUCCAUCCCUGCAGCUUUCCACUGCCAAAGCCCAAGAUGUUCAGAGCUGCGAAGCCCUGGCCGACCUGAGAUCAAUGCCAAAGGCUCCAAAUGGACCAAGACUGAAAGCUCAAGAGUCUGUCCAGGGUGUUCUGUUGACUCUUAUGAAACAAGAAAGUGACUUGGAUGACAUUUAUUGCUCCAACCAACAAAAAACAAAUAAACAACCCAGCAUCUGUGAAAGUGCUCAAAAUACAUCUUGUACAACACCAGGUUGGGUUGUGAACUCUCCCAUCCAGACAUUCAGUCCUGUUGUCCCGUGUGUGGGACGGGCCUGUGGUUAUAAAAGUGAUUGUGCAACGUCCUCAUGUGUGUCACCAUCUCAGUCUUGUCACGGACCUUCCUCUCCAAAACAAUCUUGCCGCUGGCCGGCGAGCACAAAUAAUUGGAAUGAAACAUCAGCUGAAAAUGGCUUGAAUGAGACAAGAUCACCCACUAUCAAAACCCACCACAUCCCAGCUGACCAGAUCACCAAAGAAUUGCAGGACAUUGAAUACAAUCUGAAUGAUUUGGAGAAUGAGGGUGUAGAAUUGGAGUGGAGACUUCGCGUUUAUGAGGAAGAGGGUCAUGGGGACCUUCUGAUGGAUCCCCUGAUGGUCGACUGGUUUAACCUGAUUCGGAAAAAACAAAGCUACAUACGACGGGAGUCAGAGCUCAUGUACAUCAUGAGGACGCAAGAUCUGGAGGAACAGCAGCCAGGAGUGGAAGGAGAACUUAGGAGAUUGAUCAAUAAACCAGAACACCUGAAGAGUCUGGUUGAGAAGAGGAGAGAGAGCGAGCUGUUGAACAGAUUGAUGGAGAUCGUGAAUGACAGGAACGCCAUUGUUGAGGGACUUGAGGAGGACAGGAUAAGGGAGGGUGAGGAAGAUCAACAGUUGAAUGAGAUGAUGCAAAGGCUGGGUCUUCAGAAGUUUAAAAACAAGCGCAAGUCAUCCUUCUUAAAAUUGUUUAGACUGAGGAGUAAAAAAGCAUCAGUUGGAGAGUGAUGUUCAGAAGAGAGGAAGUGAAGUCAUCUAGAUGUUCUGCAUGAAGUUGAAUGUGGUGAAGUACAGAUGUCACCUCACAUGGUUACAAGGUGGGACUAGAAUUAUGAGUGCGCCUGGACACUCAGUUGGUCAUUUUGACAGCAAAAUAAUGUUUUUCUUAAACACCCCUCCCCUUUUAGUAAUUUUCUGAUUGUAUUUCAAGUCUUCAUUUAUUUAUCUAUUAUAAGUUCUAUUUAUUUUGUUUCGUAUUUUCGUUUAGCAUUUUGGACAUAUGCAAAUUUUUCUUUGUCUUGAAUAGUUAGUUUGAAUAAUUAUUUGUAAAUUAGUUUACACCCUUUCACUUGUUCGGACAUGAACCAUAAGUUUUUAUUAAUGGAUUUAUACACAGAUGUUUAAAGUACUUGAAUGUGUUUCUUGAUCUCAAGAGCACCCCCAGAAAAGAGAGAAAAAAAGUUGAAUUUAGCAUUCUGGUAAUGAUGUAGUGCCUGCAGUGAGCUGAAGGGGGCACUAUGAGCUCACAUGCAUCUGUGUUUGACUUCUCCAGUUUUUUAUUUCAUAUUUCACAGAAUGCUAAAUCAAGCUGGAGAUUAGCCAGCAGAGGAUCUCAUGCUGGAAAGGCACGGAUUGUUGGUUUUAUUCCCUUUUUUAAGUCCUCUUGCCUAGUUCAAUUAAAUACGUACCUCAUUUAACUUAAGAAAUAUUGUCCAAAGAUGUCUUUUACAUGGUGUUUAAAUAUCAGUAUAUGACUCACUGUUUGAAAAACAUACUGAAGGUGUUUUAUAAAGUUUUAAAAGUUCUCUUGAGAGAUGCUUACACACAGAUGUGCUUGUAUUUAUUGUAUAUUUG
This is a messenger RNA of Triplophysa rosa, 3565 nucleotides long. RefSeq names its product mical-like 2a (gene micall2a). The transcript has 19 exons. Bases 233 to 2719 code for a protein of 828 amino acids. The record is from RefSeq and is a predicted model, not a curated record. Gene Ontology annotation, molecular function: protein binding. NCBI's taxonomy places the organism in Eukaryota, Metazoa, Chordata, Actinopteri, Cypriniformes, Nemacheilidae.